Messenger RNA from Pectinophora gossypiella (pink bollworm), 8041 nucleotides. RefSeq names its product phosphatidylinositol 3,4,5-trisphosphate 3-phosphatase and dual-specificity protein phosphatase PTEN (gene Pten). NCBI's taxonomy places the organism in Eukaryota, Metazoa, Arthropoda, Insecta, Lepidoptera, Gelechiidae. Gene Ontology annotation, molecular function: protein tyrosine phosphatase activity; phosphatidylinositol-3,4,5-trisphosphate 3-phosphatase activity. Gene Ontology annotation, cellular component: plasma membrane; cell projection; cytosol. The transcript is spliced from 8 exons. The coding region runs from base 451 to 2631 and encodes 726 amino acids. Gene Ontology annotation, biological process: protein dephosphorylation; cell motility; phosphatidylinositol 3-kinase/protein kinase B signal transduction. The record is from RefSeq and is a predicted model, not a curated record.
GAGAGCAAGCUAGCCACCUAGAAAUUAAGGUUGUGUUUUAUCUCUGUCGCUCGCGCGUGGUGGCCGUCGGAGCGCGAAUGGGAUGUCAAAUGCAAUUUCGGCCAUCAUAACCAUCUUUUCUUUCUUGUGCAACUGUUUCUCUUCGGCCGUGUUCUAGUGCAAACGCAGGAUGGACGCCAUUCGCGCGAGAUAAGUUUUCCGUUCGCUGGAGAAGCGAUAGUGACAAGUGCAUACGCUGCGUGCCGGGUUUGGAGCUAUGCUAUAGUGGUGUGGUCGUGUCGGUGAUCGGCCUGGCGCCUGGUUCAUUGUGGAGUGGUGCGGCGGCGUGUGGAAGGCCCGCGCGGGAGCUCCGCGGCAGGCAUGGCGGGCGCGAGCUGAGCGGCCCUGGCGUGUGGCGCUCCGCCGCCGGCCCGAUGAGCGGGGCAGGCUUCCUACGGCGGAGGUUAUUUUAUGGGUAUUUGCGUGAGCUGCCGGCGCCGCGACCUGCAGGCUCCCGAAAAACGGGCUGGGGGCGCGGGCGGAGGCCGAGUGCCCGGUAAGGGCGCCACGGCCGAGCUGCUCCCGCGCCGUGCGGACCCCGCCAUGGCCAACUCCAUAUCCAACAUCAAGAUGACCAACCCUAUCAAGGGCAUCGUCAGCAAGCGCCGGAAACGGUACAUCAAGGACGGCUUCAACCUGGACUUAGCCUACAUAACAGACAGGCUGAUAGCGAUGGGAUUCCCCGCGGAGAAGCUGGAAGGAGUCUACAGAAACCACAUUGACGAGGUGUACAGGUUCCUGGAACAGAUGCACAAGGAUCACUACAAGAUAUACAACCUCUGCUCGGAGAGGUGCUACGACUCUAGCAAGUUCCACGGGCGGGUGGAACGAUACGCGUUCGAGGACCACACGCCGCCGAAGAUGGAGCUGAUACAGCCGUUUUGUGAGGACGUGCACAACUGGCUGAGUCUCGACCCGCGCAACGUAGCCGCCGUGCACUGCAAAGCGGGGAAGGGCCGCACCGGUACCAUGGUGUGCUGCUAUCUAUUAUAUAGCGGGCAAAAAGCUACAGCGGACGAAGCCCUCAAAUUCUACGGAACUAAAAGAACGCACGACGAAAAAGGCGUGACGAUUCCGUCACAGCGUCGCUACGUGGAAUACUACGCGGCUUUAGUCCGCUCGGGGCUCCAGUACCGAGCCCCGCGCCUGCACAUCCGCGAGCUGCUGAUGUGGCCGCCGCCGCACAACAACGGGACGUCGCACACGCUCGAGCUGGCCGUAAGCCAGGCCGAGCCACCGCUUAAGGCGCCAGCCGGCUCCCACGAAGUCCGUCGCCAUGAGAGCCACAUCCGCGUCGUCCUCGACCAGUGCACACCGCUACACGGGGACGUGCGCGUCGACGUGUACAACAAGCCCAAGAUGAUGAUGCGCAAGGAGAAGCUCUUCCACUUCUGGUUCAACACAUUCUUCGUGGCCAACUGCGUCGGCGCUGUCAGGAUACCGCCGCCCGCUGACAGCAUGAACCUCGAGACGUAUAAGCUGACGUUGAACAAGUGGCAGCUGGACGACGCGCACAAGGACAAGCAGCACAAGCUGUACAGUCCCGACUUCAAGGUGGAGCUGGUGGUGCAGAAGCAGCCGGACAGCUCGCGGUUCAGCGCGUGCGCGCGCGCGCCCGCCUCCCCCCCCUCGUCCCCCUCCAGCGACGACGACCACGACAGCCACUGGGACUCCGGUGAGCACUAUCCCCUCCCCGCCGCCCGCAUGGACGUCGACCACGUCUUCCAGCCCUUCCAGGCGGACCUGCCGGACCUGCCCGACCUGCUGGACUCCCGGAACAAAAAAUGCAAGCACCGGGUCCCGCUCGACGGGCCCGGCAUCUUCACCCGAGACGGAUACAUGUUGAUAGACAGAUCGAGGCCGCAGAAGGACUUUCUGCGCCUCUCCGAUCCGCAGGGGCACAAGUGUGACGCGGAAGUAGGUAAAUGUACCCGGUUGUCGGAUCCUACCGGCUCCCGGAAAGGGAAACAUAUGGGGACGGUCACCAAGGACGGGUAUAUGUUAGUGGACGCGACCCCCCGCCAGCCGCACCUCCGACCCGCCGAGCAUAAAAUAGUGAACGAAGCCACGGGGCUCCUCGCCUCGAACGUCGUCAGCAACGCCGAAGACGACUAUAUGGAGUUUUCGGCCACCGACGGCCAGAUGAAACCCGUCGAAGUAGAGUCGAAAAUGUCGACCUUCAACGAGGAUUACUACUUGUGUUCCGAAGUCAUGUCGAGCGCGAGGAGCGACCCUUGCGACGUGAAAAGCGGACAAUUAAACGAUAUAGAUAGUAAAUCGUCCGACGACAGUUCGGAAGCGAUUCAACUCGACUCGAAUUCGAGUCAAGCCAAAACCGAUAAAUCUGGCAAGAAUAAGAAACAUUCGUUUUUCAAAAGGGACGAUUAUAAAAACGAUAAGGGUAAAAUACCUAAAGUGUCUUCGGAUCAUACGAUAUCGGACGAUUCGAAGAAAAAGUACACGUUCUUCCAAAAGCGAGACGACGAAGGUACGAAACCUCGGCUCUCUCUCGGAGAUAUGAGGGCCUCUUGGAGGGAAUUUAGCGGCAAAUGGUCGGAGAACAGAAAGAAAAAGGACAGAGAAGAUUCUUGAGUAGUGUCUUGAGAGAAAGGGACUCUUAACAGGUUAGAUGGACUGAUGAUGAAGUGCCGAUAAAAAGUCGCAUUAGGACCUGUACAACUCAAAAAUCGUUAUAAAGUAGGAUACACAUGUGCGGUUAUAAUGUUGUAGUUGUUGAGUGAAUUCUCGGCUUAGGCCGCUUUUGAGCGGUCUAUAACAUUACUAGGGGUAUUCCUAAGUUUACGUCGAGUGCUAAAUCUUUGGAGGACGUUACAUAUACAGGCCAUUUAAAGAUAAAUGUAAUGAGUUUUUCUAAAGAAUUUAGAUGAUGCAUAUUGGUGCUGAUUACAGUAAAUACCAUCCGAGUUUAUUUUAAUCUAUAUCUGUCAUUAUCUUAUCCGCCGAAAAGGAAAGGGACGUGAAAUCGACAGGCAUAAAAUUUAUAGAACACAUGUCAAUUUAAGGCAGAAAUUUAAAAAAACCAUUGGCCAAUAUCCCGACAGAAUUAAGUUGACAGUACACGUCAAACGGAGUGCAUAUGAGCGAGAUGGCUAUUUUAUUUGCCCGUUAUCCGUCCCUUUUCUAUUUGGCGGAUAAGAAAACGACAGGUAUAAAUUAAAAUAAAAUUAAGUGUGCAGGAAUCGGGGCCUAUAAUGCGAUUUUUUUCUUAUGUUUGGAUUUUGUACCGCAAAAUAUCCGUUGCAUACAGUGUAGACACAAUAUAAUGUUACUAAUAUAACAAGUACGAGAGAGAGAGCAUCAUCGUUCUUUCUCACUCACACUCGUGUAACGCGCGUUUUCGAGAUACAAUAGUGUCUUCAGCACAAUACAUACAAAAUUAAUUCUAUAUCAUUUAAAUUGUAGUUUUAAAUGGUCGUAUGUUGUAACGUUCGCCUCAUUAGGUUCUAUUUAGUUAACGAUUUAGAUAAUGGGUCUUUGUUUGUGUGCAGCCGAUAUGUUGAUUUAUAAACGCUGGUGAUUUUGAUAAUAAUGGCUCUGACAAAUUUUCAAAAUAUCUCAAUUUUUACUAUUUAAAAGUCGAACGUGUUACAGAAAGCUUUAAUUUGUAAUUAAAUAAAAGUAUCUUGCAAAAAAAGUCGACACGAAAGGGAAAUCGACAAAUUGGUUAUUCACACACACUUCAGUGUGAUAUAUGUUCGGAAUUGGGGUAGGCAGAAGUACAGUAAUCAUGUUGAAUUAUGUACCCACGCCUCACCGAGCUUUCUAUCAGACCAACACUACUGGUACUGUAGUGUUUUCUGCAAAUUGUCGGUACAUAAUGAUUUUAACUCUUAACAUUUUCGGAAACUUCUACUGAGUUUUAACACAGUGUUACAUGGUUCAAUAAACUUCGAAUGUACGAAUAGUCUGCAAUUUUUUCAAUACUAUUUAUUAAAAUCACCUAUUUUCUAAAUCAAUCAAUCGGUGGCAAUACAAGACCAACUGGGCUGCAAAGUCCAUGUAUAAUGUAUAUAAAUAGUUUACUUAGAUACAGUUAUAUAUUUCGUUAGAGGGGAGGCGAGCUAGACACGUACUUGAUCUCUCGAAGCUGAUAGCGACAUAGGAACACGACGAAAUGCCUGUUUUUCGCAUCCGGGUCAACCAGAGUGCACGCUAUUUACGUAAAUACGACAUGUAUCGCGAUGGUUGAUGUAAAGAAUCAGCGUAUGCUGCCUAAAGCGUGUGUAAUGUAGAAGCGGUGUACGUGGAUUUCUAUCGAAGCGGAGCGAAGCGAAGAUGUGCUGUAUUCGACUCAACCACCGUGGGGGGAGACCGACAGAGCGUCUUCUCUCUCACUCUCUCGCACACUGUGGUUGGUGGAUUUGGGAUGUCUCCGCUCCGCUCCGCUUCAAUAGAAAUGCACUCUAAGGCACAGAGUAAAAGGUACUUUCCACGUAAACAGCACGUCAUGCGCAUCCUAUUGUCAACUGGCGAUUGCUUGCAUCUUCAGAACGGCAACACCGCAAGGCGAACGCAUGACGAUUCGGAGAUGCGACGUUGCCGUUCCGAAGAUGCAAGCUAUCGACAAUUAUUGGCGACAGCGUGCGCAUUUCAUGCGGUUUACGUGGACAGUAGGCCUAAGUAGAUAAACACGCAGCGUCUAUUGGUCGAAGCUUGCGACAUGUAUCGCGUCUACUUCAGUAGCGAGCGCUUUACUGCCGGGGCAAAUACAGGCAUUAUGACCUUAUAGGUCAUUAUGAUACGUAUACGCAUGCGGGCUAAUUUGCAUGACACUAAACCGGCACUAGAUGCGAAAGUGUUCAAAGACAUGCCUUGAAUCUUUGUGAUAUCCUUGUUAACAGCACAAGCGAAUUUAGGCGACUUUCAGUUCAUUUGUCAUAGUGUUAGGGAAAAUUCGACAUCAACUAUGAUAGAUAUUUUUACUCAGAACGAAAGUUUUUGUAGGAUAUUUCUGUCUAAAAAAAGUGUCUUCGCUAAGCGUUUUCUUAGGCAUACUUCUUAAAUGAAAGUUUGGAUGUCGAAAGAAAUCCUAUAUUUUAAACAAUUAUCGAAUACGUAGAAAUUAGAUCUGUUGAAACGUUGAAAGGAACGAUUGUUGUGGGUGAACAGGUGUGGUGAUAUUUUUUUAAUAAGAAUAGAAAAUGACUCUUGAAUAAGCUACGGAGAGUAAUUUGUGACCUAUUCAUAACACCGUAAUUUUAUUUUCGACUGAUCUUUCAUCACGGUGUAUCGUCAAGCGUACUUACAUUCUAUUUUUAUGGGAUUUCUUAAAUAUCUGAUUAUUUAAUUCAAAAUUGGAGCCGAUUCUAGCUUUUACCAAAAAUUUACUUUUACUUUUUUAUAAAAUUUUCAAUUCAUUUUGCACUACGUUCGAUAACCAUAUAUCAAAUCAUAAAUAUUUACGAAUCGAAACAUUUAUUUCAAAUGAAUAUUUUAUCUAAUAUUAAAUGAAUUUGUGAAAGCCAUUCUCAAUUUAAAUUUUCUUCGACAAUUCUAAAAGUAGCUCUAUCCCUUUCUUACAUUCAUUGUAUGUGAAUGAAGACGCUAUUUUUAGAGCUGUUAGACUUAAAAAAAGUUUUGUCUCCUGCAAUCGGCGCAAUGAUCAGCAUAAUUAAGGAAUUCUAUUCUCAUAGAGUGUAUUUAACCAGACGCGUCCCUGGCGUUAGUGGACUAUUGAGAGCAUACAUAUUAUGUCAUUCCCGUUAACCCGUUAAUAGACAUUCGCUUUCAUAGAUAUUCUUUAAUUUCUAGUAUCGUGCAAUUCUCAAACGGAAAAUUAAAUCGAAAAAAAAAACUGACUCGAACUCUCUUAGUGAGUUUCCCUAACCACAGAUGAGUAAAAAAUCGUGUAAUUCUGUUAGUCAGUUUUGACUGAUGAUGAAGAAUAAUAAUAGUAUUUAUUAUAACACUUUAUUGCACAUACAUUCACAAGACAUUUACAGGAAAACUCGAAAUAAUUUAAUGAUUCUAAAUAUAAAUAUACCUUUAUAGUUUCAAGCACAGAAUAAUGUAACUAAUAGAUUUUCGUGGAAUUCUAAGCUUUUUUCUAUCGUGUGGGUUGUAAGGUCAACGGCCGACCUCACCCUGGUGUCAGGUUAUUCUCACUCGCCAUCACACGAGUCAGUCAACAGAUUUGUGACACCAAACAAAUAAUUUGGAUUCAUUCCAAAGAGGAAGCGAAGUUUAUCGACACGAAAAAGAUUUUUUUGUAACAUCUACUUCUUAUGACAAUAAAAUUUGAGAGAAAGAGCCAAGAUAUUAUCCGGUAUUAUUAGAUCUACCAAAGUACAGAAGGCAGUGUUGUGACGUUCUUUAGUACAGUGAUGUAUCAGUCCAUGGUAUAAGAAAACCAGGUAUGCUCAAAAAUGACAGCUAAUAUGUCAAGGUUAGCCCAGCUGGCGUCAUUCAUUCCACUAUGCGUUGCCAUUUUGUAAAAAAAUUAAUUACCCACGACCAAUGUAUGUUGUUUUAUAUUUACAAGGAUAUUUUGAACUUUUAGUAAAAGAUUUACUUACAGUUUUAAUUAUUACAUUGGUGCUAAUUCCUGUAAAUACCAUCUAAUUUUAUUUUAAGUUAUAUCUGUCAUUUUCUUAUCCGCCGAAAAGGAAAAGGACGGGUAAUCGACAAGCAUAAAAUUUAUGGAACACACGUCAAUUUUAAGCACAAAUCUAAACCAACCGUCUAAAAAUUUUACAUCCGUCAAUAACCCGAUACAGUUAAGUAGACAGCACGUCAAACGGAUUGCAUACCAGCGACGUACCUUUUGAUUCGCCCGGGUUAUUCAUUCAUUUACUCAUUCUUCCUAAAAUUAAGAGCUGUGAAUCAUCCGUCCCUUUCCUUUUCGACGGAUAUGAAAAUGACGGAUAUAACUUAAAAUAAAAUUAGGCGGUGUCUGCAGGAAUCGGGGCCAUUAUAUCAGUAAUUCACUUAACUUUCAAUAAUAAAAUUUACAUCCUUGGAAUGUUGGAGAUACCAAUUUAAUGGUAACACAUACGUCAUUAAUGAGCUAGUAAUGGCGGCUUGUCAUAGGGUUGAGCAUACCUGGUUCUCUUAUACCAUGUAUCAUUCGAGAUUAGGUCAAUCGAUCCUGUUUUACAUACAUACUUACACCAGUCUGUGAUGUGGGUAUAACCACUUGUAAUCAGGACUUGUAGACACUGGCAGUGAUAGGUAUGCUCGCAAUAGUCCGCGGCUCCGGGCGCGUGGGCGCGUGGUCCGUGUGGUGACGUGGUGUGGUGUUGCGCAGGCGCGCCGGUGGAGCGCGUGGGCCGCUACCGCCAGCUGUCGCCCGAGCACGCGCCGCACACGUAACUAUCCCACCACCGUGUACGCACUCUUGUGAGCUUCACGACCCGCGCUUGGCUGUGUCGACACCAUCGAUAGGCUGACAGGGACACCAUGCUGCUGACAUUACCGGACAGGAUUUCGAUAUUUAAGUCCCUAAAGUCAUUGUUUAGCUAUUGUGUAGGUUUGAAAAUCUAAUACCGGGUGAGAGCCUUCAGCGCUCCGCAUUUGUCCGGCCAAGUAGUUAAUGCCAUCAGCAAAUCUACAAUAAGUCACGUCAAAAAAAAAAGUUUCAAAAUCCUUAUGCCAUGUACACAAGGCAACAAUUGACGCGCAACGCGUGACAAAUAAUUACAAGUAAAAGAUAAACAUACGACUAUAUUCCCAAUUGGGCUGGUUGGUCUCAACGUGAUAGUUGGUGACCCGUAUUGCAGAUAUUAUGUAGAUAAAUCAUGUGCAUUCGACGACUAUUUACUAAUUAUAUAAAAUAUCGAAAUACUGUCCAUUCCUAAGCCAACCAUGCUUCUCACGACUGUUUGAUAUAAUCGCAUUAUUUUUAUUUCAGCUCCUAAACACUGUCUUGUGUCAAUAUUAUGUUUUUCUCUGUGUAUAACUCUGCUUUUAUCAUGUGCAUGCUUUAAUAAAUGUAUGUAAGAUUGCUGUAAGGCUGAUUUCUACUUACAAAGAAAAAAAGAAG